Messenger RNA from Callithrix jacchus (white-tufted-ear marmoset), 2649 nucleotides. Its product is annotated as olfactory receptor 4D10. Gene Ontology annotation, cellular component: membrane. The record is from RefSeq and is a predicted model, not a curated record. NCBI's taxonomy places the organism in Eukaryota, Metazoa, Chordata, Mammalia, Primates, Cebidae. Gene Ontology annotation, molecular function: olfactory receptor activity; G protein-coupled receptor activity. Gene Ontology annotation, biological process: G protein-coupled receptor signaling pathway.
CCUUUACACUAAGUAAAUAGGAAGAAAUAACUGACCAACUGAAUGCUUAAACGAUGAUCAUACAUUAUAACACAUGCAAUGUUGUAAGCUUUGGAGGUAAACAGAAUCCCAUCUGUUUACCAGUUCCACCCCUCACUACUGCUGUGAGUUUGAGAAAAUGAGCCCACCUUUCUGAAGAUCAUUUCUUUAUCUGCAUGGGGAAACUUUUAAAGAAACCUUCUUUAUAGGAAUACAUAAGAGAAUAACAGGACAGCUUAUCUCUUGGGGUAUGGGGAUUGCAGGGACAUCAAGGCUCUCCAGCUGGUUUUUUUCCCACCCACCUGCAAUUGGAUCUACUGUUGGUGAAGACAGGAAAGGGGGAAGAAAAACGGAACAGGAGGUCAGACCUUUCAACAGAGCCUGAAAUUCAUCAUCAACAUUCACAUCCCAGGGUCUGUACCCUCACUCAGUCUGCUUUUUUGUUUUCUAAGACAGGGUCUUACUCUGUCACCCAGGCUGGAGUAUGAGGUGCAAUCACAGCUCACUGCAGCCUGGACUUCCAGGGCUCAAGUGAUCCUCCCACUUCAGCUUCCUAAGUAGCUGGGACCACAGGUGUGUGCCACCAGGCAUGGCUAAUUUUUUUAUUUUUUGUAGUGAGAGUCUCCCUAUGUUGCCUCACUCAAUCUUGUACUCUCUCAAGUGAACCUUUCCCUUGAAUCAGAUUCCUGCCUCUCUUCUGACUCAAACUGAUGUUACCCAUGCAGGAUCUAUCUAACACAAGGCAGAGCUGAGGAGUCAGAGCCACAGUAUUCAGCUAGUUGAUGGCAGAAUCAAAACCAGAUGGAACCAAUGCUCCAGUCUUCUCAAUCCAGAGUUCUCUUCACUACAUCCCACUUCCUCUCUCAGCAAGAAAAUUCUUCCUUUGGGGAAAAAAAAUCACCUUUCUGAUUUUCAAAACUUCUGUUGGUUUCUAUCAAAAUGUAUUCCUAUGCAGGGCAAAAAAAUAACUGAUAAUAAUAAUAGUGACCAUAAAACAGGAGCAGCCACAACAUAAACAAAAACCUGGAUGAUGGUACUUUCACAUCUAUCUUUUGGUAAAGCCAGAACGUUCUGACCUCCAAAGCACUAUAAGUGACAAAAGAGAUGAAAAGAUGUCCUUAAAGCAGAAUAAAGUGAAGAGAGAUUUAUUACAUUGGGAGUUUUGUACCAAAAACAUCAAAUUAAACUUGGGUAAUUGAUUUUUUUAAUGCACUAUGUCACUACUUAACAUAUUUUCUUUCCCAAAAUAGUUCUAUAGGAGAAGACUUAUUGAAUGACUUUACAUAUGAUAAUUUGAUUUUAUCAUCAAACCAACUGUAAUUUGAAAAACGUGAACAAUGCAACAAAUUGCAAAAACUACAACCACAUGGGAAGUUACUGCACUGCAUUGUAGAUGCUUAGGAAGACAACAAAAUAAAUAUCUCAGUGCUUUCAUAUGACAUGGCUUAAAACCAAAGAGAAAAAAAAGAGGAUGAUUCGAUGGAGAUGAAAAACUGCACCAGUGUAAAAGAAUUUAUUUUCCUUGGCCUAACCCAGAAUCGGGAAGCUAGUUUGGUCCUAUUUCUUUUCCUACUCUUGGUGUAUGUGACGACUCUGCUGGGAAACCUCCUUAUCACGGUCACUGUCACCUGUGAAUCUCGCCUUCACACGCCCAUGUAUUUUUUGCUCCGUAACUUAUCUAUUGCCGAUAUCUGCUUCUCCUCCAUCACAGCGCCCAAGGUUCUGGUGGAUCUUCUGUCUGAGACAAAGACCAUCUCCUUCAACGGUUGCUUCACUCAGAUGUUUCUCUUCCAUCUUAUUGGAGGGGUAGAUGUAUUUUCUCUAUCAGUGAUGGCAUUGGAUCGAUAUGUGGCCAUCUCCAAGCCCCUGCACUAUGUGACCAUCAUGAGUAGAGACCGUUGCAUUGGGCUAACAGUGGCUGCCUGGGUGGGGGGCUUUGUCCACUCCAUCGUACAGAUUUCCCUGUUGCUCCCUCUCCCUUUCUGUGGACCCAAUGUUCUUGACACUUUCUAUUGUGAUGUCCCCCAGGUUCUCAAACUCGCCCUUACAGAUGUUUUCAUACUUGAACUACUAAUGAUUUCCAACAAUGGGCUGCUCACCACACUGUGGUUUUUCCUGCUCCUGGUGUCCUACGUGGUCAUAUUAUCAUUACUCAAGUCUCAGGCAGGGAAAGGCAGGAGGAAAGCCAUCUCCACAUGCACCUCUCACAUUACUGUAGUGACCCUGCAUUUCGUGCCCUGCAUCUAUGUCUAUGCCCGGCCCUUCACUGCCCUCCCCACGGAUAAGGCCAUCUCUGUCACCUUCACUAUCAUCUCCCCUCUGCUCAACCCCUUGAUCUACACUCUGAGGAACCAUGAAAUUAAAUCAGCCAUGAGGAGACUGAAGGGAAGACUCAUGCCUUCUGAUAGAAAAUAAAAACAAAAAAAAUCCUCAGCUCUUCAUCACCAAGGAUAUCUUAUCUUAUUUUUCUCAUAAAGUCAUAUUUAUAUGUUUAAAUAUAUUGUCAAUAAACCAACUACACUUAGUAAUAAUUAAUUUUUCUAUUUAUCUUAGUAAGUAACUGAUAAGCGUCUGGUCAGGAAGAGAGUCACACCCUCUAAUUGAAAAUAAACCAGAGCUCCCUCCUCUUCA